This is a messenger RNA of Eimeria acervulina, 7230 nucleotides long. RefSeq lists its product as hypothetical. NCBI's taxonomy places the organism in Eukaryota, Apicomplexa, Conoidasida, Eucoccidiorida, Eimeriidae. The record is from RefSeq and is a predicted model, not a curated record. The coding region runs from base 1 to 7230 and encodes 2409 amino acids. The transcript has a single exon.
AUGACAGGUCCUUUCUCAGCCUUCCCUACGCCGCCUCCUGCACAGGGAUGGCCUGCCCUAGAGAAGCAAAGUCUCACCAAGCAGCGCAGCAGCAGUAAAAGCAGUAGCAACAGCAGCAGCAGCAAACGGCGCAGCAGCAGCAGGAGAAGCAGCAGCAGGCUCCUGCGCACAGCAAUGAAAGCCUCAACGCAGGCCGCACACUGGGCGAGGUGCAGCAGCAACUACCGCCACAGCAGGAGCAGCAGCAGCAGCAGCAGCAGCAGCAGCAACAGCAGCACGAGCAGAGGCCGGGGCAGCAGCAGCAGCUCACGUAAGAGCUCCACGCGACGUAGUAGACACCAUGAGGAUCAGCAGCAGCAACAGAAGCAGCAGGAACAGCAGCAUCAGCAGGAGCAGCAGCAGCAGGAGCUGCCGAAGCUGGAUCGCCUGUGCCUUUCCUCUUUGUCAAAUUCGAACAGCAGCAGCAACAGCAGCAGCAGCAACUCAUUUGCUGCUGUGAGACCUGCUGCUGCUGCUAGCAGCAGCAGCAGCAGCCGCCGGCCAACGAGUUUGCUGCGCCGUCUGCGGGCUUUGGAAGAGAAGCUGCUGCAACGAGAUCCCUCUGACCAGCGCCUUGAAACCCGCAGCAGCAGCAGCAGCAGCAACAGCAGCAGCAGCAGUAGUAGCAGCAACGACAGCAGCAGCAACGGCAACAGGAUAAGUAAAGACAGCUGCAGCAGGGUUAUGGCUGCUUCUGGCCGGGAGAUCUCUAGAAUGCAAGAGCAGCAGAAAGAAUCGACAGAAGCAACGGCAGUAACUGUUGCUGCUGCUGCUGCUGCUGCAGCAGCAGAGAGGAGCAGCCCCCACUGGAGCCACCUGCUUAAGACAGCCGCAAGCAGCAGCAGCAGCAACAGAUCCAGCAUCGAGGGCUUCAAUGCUUUCAGCGGCUGCAGCAGCAACUGUUGCAACAUCAGCAGCACCAGUUGCAGCCACAGCAACAGCAGCAGCUGCUGCUGUUGCUGCAACAAGAUGACGCUGAGCGCAGCAGCACCUCGUGCCUCCCGUCCUGAAGCAGCAGCAACAUCCAGCGAUCCAGCAGGCGUACUAGCGCAGCAGCAGCAGCAGCAGCAGCAGCAGCAGCAGCAGCAAGACCUGCAGGAGCACGGUGUGCUGCUGCCGAGUAAAGUACAGAGAUCACACAGAAGACGCAAGAGCAGCAAAAGCAACCGGCGAGAGCAGCAACAGCUGCUGCUGCUGCUGCAGCAGCAGCAACAGACGCUGGAGCAGGAGAAGAAGCUGCUGCUGCAGCAGGAAGUUCACCAAAAGGACAGAAGCAAGAGUGAGGCCUCCGAUAGCCUCAGUUUCCAGCAGCAGCAGCAGCUGCUGCUGCUGCAGCAGCAGCAACAGCAGCUAUCCCUGCUGCUUCGCCAGAGCCAGAAGAAGCUACCGCUGCAGCAGCAUGAUAGCUGCGACAGGCACACAACUCCCUCAACAAAGAGAGACAAAACAGCAGCAGCAGCAGCAGAAAUAGGAGGAGCGACACCAAGAGCAGCAGCAGCAACAGCAGCAGCACCAACUGCUCCUGCUGCUAGCCUUAAUACUCAACUCUCUAUUCUGCAUGAAGACCUCCGCACGCUGCGCGAGAGGCUGCUGAAACCCCUUCGUGAGGCUCGUGUUGCUGCUGGCGAGCAGCAGCAGCAGCAGCAGCAGCAGCAGCAACUGCAGCAGCAGCAGCAGCAGCAGCAGCAGCAGCAACUACAGCAGCAGCAGCAGCAGGACAGCGUAGAGGGAGUUUCGCACUCUGCGGGUAUUGAAGAUCUGCUGCUCUCAAAGGGGCCCUUAGGUGCCUCCUGGGCGCCGCAAACCCACUUCUUAUCAUUGAGCAGCAGCAGCAGCAACAGCAGCAGCAGCAAAACAACCGCUGCUGCUUUGUUCAAUCUGCAUAGUCAUGCGAAGAACAGUGGAAGAGAGGAAGACCUGGAGGGCUCCAGCCAACAGACGCAGCCGCAGCAGCAGCAGCAGCAGCAGCACGUGCUGCUGCAGCAAGAGCGAUUUGACUCUUCAGGCAACGCAGCCUCUGCUUUCAAAAACGAUGCAGCAGCAGCAGCAACACCAGCAGCAACAGCAACAGCAGCAGCAGGUACUGUAUGGACCGAGACAGAAGGAGACGCUGUUCCUUCUCUGCUUCGACUGCAGCAGCAGCAGCAGCAACAGCAGCUGCAGCAGCAGCUAGCCAGCAACGAAGAGCCGGAUUUGGCGUUGCAUGCAACAGAUCACCUGGGUGUAGGGGAGGAGCUCUGCUGGAGAUCCCUGCAGCAGCAGCAGCAGCAGCGGCUGAAGACGGCAGCAGAACCUUCUGCUGCUGCUGCUGCUGCUGCCGCUGUUGCUGCCGCUGCUGCUGCUACUUCUGUGGCCGCAAGGCUGCCACCGUCUUGCGCUGCAGCACGGCAGCUGCCUAGCAGUAAGGCAGUUGCUGCUGCAGGUGCAGCACCCCGAAGUGCAGCAGCAGCAGCUGAGAGAAUCGAUAGGUUUGCAGGCAACAGUGCAACAGAAGCAGCAACAGCAAAGGAAGCAGAAAACGAUGCAGCAGCAAAGAGAACAACAGCAGACUCCGGGGCCUCCCCACAGCAGCAGCUUCACAGGCGGCCGACUGCAGCAGGUGCUGCUGCUGCUGCCGCUACUACUUCUGCUGCUACUGCUGCUGCUGCUACUGCUGCUGCUGCUGCGACUGAUGAUGAGCCUUGGUGUAAUUUGCCUCAUGUGGUGUCUCGGCAGCAGCAGAGGCGGAGCCCCGUUCCUGGCUGUCUGCGGUCUCCUGCAGCAGGCACUGCAGCAGCAGCAGCAGCAGCAGAUGAUGCUUCUCUUCCUACGCUGCUGCUGGCGUCAAGGCAUUCACCAGAAGCAGCAGCAGAUGCUGCUGCUGCUGCUUCAGGACGGCUGGGCCGAGCCGUCACUUUCGUCUCAGCGCGAGAAAUGAACCAGCAGCAGAAACAGCAGCAGCAGCAGCAACAGCAGCAGCAGCAACAACAGCAGCAACACGCUCAACCUGUUCCCUUCAAGAGAGCUGAGGAGAGCACCCUCCAACAGCAGCAGCAGCAGCUGCUGCAAGAGCAGCAGCAACAACAACAGCAGCAGCAGCAGCAGCAACAGCAGCAAAAAUGUGUGGCAGCUGUGUCUCCUGCUUACCACCGCGUUAGAGGUCGGCAGCGACAGACGAGCAGCAGCAGCAGAAGCAACAACAGCAACAGCAGCAGCAGCAACAGCAACAAUAAUAGCAGCAGCAGCAACAACAACAACGACUCGCCGCCGCCUCAGCACCUCUCUGUUGCUUCAGGGCCCCCAGCUACAGUGACAGCAGAAGCAGCAGCAACCGCAGCAGCAGCAACCGCAGCAGCAGCAAACAUUGGAGUAGCAAAGAAAGCAGCAACAGUGCCAGCAACAACAACCGCAACAGAAGCAGCAGCAGCACCGCCAGCAGCAGCAACAGAAGCAGCAACACCGGCAGCAUCUACGGCAGCAGCAGCAACACCAGCAGCCUCUGCAGACCAGUCAGUCCUCUCAGAGCCCGUAGCAGCAGCAGCAGCAGCACCAGCAACAGCAGCAGCAGCAGUAGCAGCAGCAGAAGUACCAACAGCAGCAGCAGCAACAGCACCAGCAGCAACAGCAGCGGUAACAGCACGAGAAAGAACAGCAACAGGAGAUUCACUUGCGGCUGUAGAAGUAGCAGAAGCAGCAACGCAUCAGACUGGUGCAGCAGCAGAACCAGAAGCAGCAGCAGAGGGAGCAGCGGCGGCAGCAGCAGCGGAGGCAGCAGUAGUAAAAGCAGCAGAAGAGACAGCCGCAGCAGCAGCAGCAGCUGCUGCUGUCACCAUGCGCAGGCCACCAACGGCGGUACGCCAUUGCCGAUCUUGGGGAGGCGAAGGCAGCAGCAGCAGCAGCAAUAGCAGCAACAGCAGGCAGGGCAUGCAGCUGCUUGCCGACCUUGCAGGUCUUACGGAUGCUGCUGAUUUGCUGCUGGCAGCAAUUGGGGGCGAAGAAGAGAAGCUGCUGCCGCUGCUGCAGACAGCAGCAGCCCCCAUGGGUGCUUCAAGCAGCAGCAUAACCAGCAGCAACAGCAGCAGCACGUGCCCUGCCCGUCAGCCCGAAGCAUUUCUGAACGAUCAGCAGCAGCGGGAGCAGCAGCAGCAGCAGCAGGAGCUGCAGCAGCAGGUGCAAGGCCUCGGCCAACAGCGCGCAGCUCAUCAGCAGCAGCAGCAACAAGAGCCGCAGCAGCCACAGCAGCAGGAGGAGGCAGACCUACAAGAGAACAUGCAGCAGCUGCUGCAGCGGCAGCUGCAGCAGCUGGAGCAAACAUCACUGCUGCAGGGGGGCAGGGGUGGGGCCCCGUCGUCUUCCCCAGGUGUAUUGCCAGCUGCUGCAGGCAUUCGCUUUGCCUCUUCUCCUUGCAGCAGCAGCAGCAACAGCAGCAGCAGCAGCAGCAGCAACCGCAUUGGCAGCCGCUUCAUCAGCGACGGGCAUGCUGCUGCCUUUGCUGCUGCUACGCCGCCUGAUGCUGCCUUUAUAGAAGCACCAGUAACGAUCCCCUGCUGCAGCGCGGCCACCCCACACCUCUCCCCCACGAGUCUUCAGCAGCAGCAGCAGCAGCAGCAGCAGCAGGAGACACGAAUGCAGCAGCAGCAACCGCCCCAUUUGCUCCCGUGGCAGCUGCAGCAGCACCACCGCCAGCUUGCACUGAAGCAGCGGCUCGGAGAGUGGAGACAACAGCAGCAGCAGCAACAGCAGCAACUGCUGGAGCACCAAGGGAAGCGGCAGGAAGAUGAUGAGGAAGAGCAGCAGCAGCAGCAGCAGCAGCAGCAACAGCAGCAACAUUUCCGCGAGUCCUGGGCGAUGCCUGCGCUGAGCAGCGGCUCUGCAGGCAUUUCACCGGCUUCCUUCGUCAUGCUGCAGCAGCAGCAACUGCAGCAGCAGCAACUGCAGCAGCAGCAAAUGCAGCAGCAGCAGCAGCUGCUGCUGCAAGGCAUGCGGGAGAGGCAGCUGCUGCUGUCUCCCUUUAGUGCUGCAGAAGGAGACAAAGACGGUUUGCUGGGGCCCUCUAGCUAUGGUGUGGGUGAUGUAGGGUUAUUAACAACAGCAACAGCAACGCCAGAUGCUGCUUCUGCUGCUGCUGCUGCUUUCGAUUGCGGCCCCCUUUCUGCUCCUUCUGCUGCUACUGAUGCAGGAACAGCAGAAGCAGACGGAGCUGCAGCAGCAGCAGCAGCAGCAGCAGCAAACCCCAGUAGGCCGCCUUCUGAGGGAGAAGUGCAGCAGCAGGGAGGCCUUCGGAGCAGGCGUCCAGGUGUACGUACGCCUGACGUAGGCGAAAUCGCAGCAGCAGCAGCAGCAUCAGAUGCUUCUGCAGCAGGCUGUGCGGCAACACCUGCAGGGCCUUCACCUGGAGCAGCAGCAGCAGCUGCAGCAGCAGCUGCAGCAGCAGCCAACGCCGGAGGUGCAGCAGCAGCUGCUGCUGCAGUUGCUGCUGCUGCUUCCAAAGCCCAGCGGCAGCAAGCCUUAGAUAGCUUUAGGCUGCUGCAGCAGAAGGCUCCUGCUGCGCUGCUGUCUCCUAGCGAGAGGGAAGAAGUGCAGCAGGCCCUGCAGCAGCUAUAUCUUGCUGCUUCGCAGAAACAGCAGCAGCAACAGCAACAGGAACAGCAGCAGCAACAACAGCAACAGCAACAGCAGCAGCGCAGCCACAGUCGUGCUCGUGCGUCUGCGCUGCGCAAUCUAAGAAAGAAUUUCGCUGCUGAAGCAGCAGCAAAACAACCAGCAGCAGCAGAACCUCCUGCAGCAGCAUCAGCAACCCCAGCUGCGUACACAGUGGAUACCAAUGAAAGCUUGCACCCUAGCAGCAGCACUACAGCAGCAGACGCAGCAGCAGCAGCAGCAGCAGCAACUGUUGCUGCAGGAUUGCUUCCUCCUCCAGUUUGGGAGCCGCAACAGACGGGUGUGCAGCAGCAGCAGCAGCAGCAGCAGCAGCAAACAAGAGGCCGUGCUGCUAAGCUGGGCCUUCGCUUCCUUGCUGCUGUCCGGGGGGCCCGAAGUCGCAGCCAGCAAAAGCAGCAGCAGGAGCAGCAGCAGCAGCAGCAGCAGGUCGAGCAGCAGCAGACGGCGCAGCAGCAGCAGCUGCUGCAGCAGCACUAUGCCCAACUUGCAUCCUAUGCACCAUUUGCUGCGGCUGAAGGCGCAGAGCAGCAUCAAUUGCAGCAGCUGCUGCCGGUGCUGCAGCAGCCGCAGCAGCACCUCAAACAGCUCUGGCACCAUCAGCAGCAGCCGCAGCAGCUGCAGCAGCAGCAGCUGCAGCAGCUGUUGCUGCCGUCUCCUAUUUCGAAUUGGGGCGGUCCUGCGUUAACCCCGCAGCAAUUUGAGUGCAGCUCAGCUGCAGCACUGUUGCUGUCUGGCUGCAGCGCUGCUGCUUCUGCUUCUUCACCAGCAGCAGCAGCACUUAAUGCUGUUGCUGCAGCUGAGACACAGAACGGCGCUAGCUGCAGUUUCUCUUUAGGAGGCCUCUCAGAGGGAAUACGACCUGCUGCUGCUGCUGCUGCGCUGCAGCGCAGCAGCAGCAGCCGCAGCAGCAGCAGGUUAACGGGGGUUGCUGCUGCAACGCCUCCAGCUGGUGCUGGCCACCUGCGUGCAGUGCAGCGCAGCAGCAGCAGCAACAGCAGCAGCAGCAGCACGAAGUUCUCCUUCAGUCGCCUCUUCAGAAGGAGACACUCCAGUGCUGCUGCUUCAACUUGGGGUUCUUUAGGCAGCGGUGCUGCAGCAGCAGAUACAACACCAGCAGCAGCAGCAGCAGCAGCAGCAAGUGCUGCAGCAGGAGACAUUUGGCCCUCCUCUCAGAGUAGCUCCUGGCAGGGGGCGCAGCCGCUGGAUCAGGCCCACCUCCAGGCACCCCCCAGCUUUGCUUCCGCUGCUGCUGCAGCAGCAGCAGCAGCAGCAGGCGACAUCUCUGUUCUAUAUCCGCAGCAGCAACCUCGUAUGCAUUUCGCACAGUGGGCGCAGCAGCAACAGCAAACAGCCAUGCCGCAGCAAGCCCAAUCCGCACUGCCGCUGCAGCAGCUACCGCUUCAGCUGCAGCAGCAACAGCAGCAGCAGCAGCAGCAACAGCAGCAGCAGCAGCAGCAGCAGCAGCAAGCAGCCGCUGCUCGAAAGCCGCGGCGAUUUAGUUCGCCUUUUCUAUGGGGCAGACGGCAGACAGCCCCUCAGUGCAGCACGUAG